Messenger RNA from Homalodisca vitripennis (glassy-winged sharpshooter), 2227 nucleotides. RefSeq names its product mannosyl-oligosaccharide alpha-1,2-mannosidase IA-like. Gene Ontology annotation, biological process: N-glycan processing; carbohydrate metabolic process. The transcript has a single exon. NCBI's taxonomy places the organism in Eukaryota, Metazoa, Arthropoda, Insecta, Hemiptera, Cicadellidae. Gene Ontology annotation, molecular function: calcium ion binding; mannosyl-oligosaccharide 1,2-alpha-mannosidase activity. Bases 46 to 2025 code for a protein of 659 amino acids. Gene Ontology annotation, cellular component: Golgi membrane; endoplasmic reticulum. The record is from RefSeq and is a predicted model, not a curated record.
UUCGACUAUAAGAAAUAUUUUGUAUAACAGUUCUGUGUUAUCAUAAUGGCACCAAGCAUGAUCUUGCCACAGUUUCAUAGGUGUUUUAAUGGCACUUCAGUUCCCACAUCCACUCGUAGAUCCUUCAGACCACGUAAAAAGUCUAUGAUGUUAUUUCUAGUUUUGACAUGUGUUGUCUUUUGUUUUUGUGCUUUCUCUCUCCUUUCUCAGUCUAGGAGUGGAAGAACUGUAAAAGAUAACGAUCACGAAGAGAAUGCGUAUAAACAAAGAGAAAAUACAGAUGAUUUAAUUCCGAUGCAGUCUUAUGGAAAUGAAGCUAGUGAAAUUGAUGGACUGAUGAAGUACAACAUCGAGAGUCGGCAGAGCCCUCAGACAGUUACAGAUAUGGCCAAUCUCUUAGAAAGAAUAGAAGAAGAGGUUACGAAAAAUCAGAAUGAUACAGAAAGACUAGAGACAGAUGAAUCAAUUAGCAAGGAAAAUAUAAAUUCAUCUAUAAAUGCUACGGAUUUAUUGAAAUCCAAGUUAGAAAGUAUGGUUGAAACGGCACAGUCAGAGUACAUACCAACUGUGCCUCCUUUAGCAAGUGAUCAUUACCCAGUUAUAAAUGGUGGGGAGGACAAGAAUCCAACUGCUAGAAUUCACAGGGAUAAAGUAAAGGAGAUGAUGAAACAUGCGUGGGACAACUACGUGCGCUACGCCUGGGGCAAGAAUGAGCUGCGGCCGCUGAGCUUGGUGGGACAUUAUGGUAGCGUCUUCGGCUCGGCGUCAAUGGGAGCAACCAUCGUGGACGCGCUGGACACCUUGUACAUCAUGGGGUUUAUGGACGAGUUCAAGCAAGGACGUGACUGGAUAUCCGAAAACUACACCCUUGAUCAUCCAAAUUUGGCUCUGUCAGUGUUUGAGACUAACAUCCGGUUUGUGGGGGGGUUGCUGACGUGUUUCGCUCUUACGGGAGACAUCAUGUUCCGAGAUAAGGCGGAAUACACAGCACAGAAACUUCUGCCAGCAUUCGAGACAGAAACCGGUAUACCCAGAGCUCGUGUCUACACCAUGACUGGGGAGAGUUAUAAUUACGGAUGGGCCAGCGAAGGGGAUAGUAUUCUCUCGGAGUUUGGAACUUUAUCACUGGAGUUCGGCUAUCUGUCAGACAUCACAUACAAUAGAGUAUACAGUGACAAAGUCGAUAAAAUCCGGCAGCUCGUCAACAAGCUGGAGAAACCACGGAACCUGUACCCGGUCUACCUCAGCCCCGUCACUGGAGAAUGGGGACAACAUCACGUGACGAUGGGCCCACUGGGAGACAGUUUUUUCGAGUAUCUGCUGAAGGAGUGGCUGCGCAGCGGUCGUGAGACGCAAGACGCGCGGAAGAUGUACGACGAGGCUAUGGAAGCCGUCAUGACUCAUAUGCUACGCACCUCCGCCGGAGGUCUCAUGUACUUCUCAGAUUUUUAUUUGAAAACGAUCGAGGAAAAGAUGAGCCAUCUCGCCUGCUUCUCUGGCGGCAUGCUGGCGCUCGGGUCCUCCACACUCCAGAGUCCGCAGAGCGCCAGGUACAUGGAGGUGGCCGAAGGUAUCACCCACACCUGUCACGAGUCUUACGUCCGAACGGUCACCAAGCUGGGGCCGGAGGUAUUCCGGUUCUCUCGUUCGGCGGAAGCAGUGGGAGUCCUCCCCGGUGAGAAACAAUACAUUCUGCGGCCGGAAGUUGUCGAAUCCUAUUUCUAUCUCUGGAGAGUGACAAAAGAUCCUAAGUACCGCGAAUGGGGCUGGGAAGCCGUUCAGGCUCUAGAGGAGCACUGCUGGACGCCUGGUGGGUACAGUGGUAUAGAGGACGUAUAUGACAAGGACUCUUUACAAGACGAUGUUCAACAGAGCUUUUUCCUGGCUGAAACUCUGAAGUACUUGUACUUGCUGUUCAGUGACGACAGCCUCAUCUCGCUGGACGAGUGGGUGUUCAACACCGAGGCCCAUCCUUUACCGAUCAAAGGCGUCAACCCGUAUUAUCGAGUUCGCCCCCUCGCAUAAAUAUCCCUCUUGUACACUUUAGUGAAUUAAUACUCCGUUUGUUGUUUAAACUGCUGUACCAAUUAGGCUUAAAACUAUUCCAACAGAAUGGAAACGCAAUAUUUAUUUAAGUUAAUUUAUUUAUUGUGACAUGCAUUUUUACAGUAAAUAAGAAUUACAUGUUAUUGUAGAAUCCAUAACAUUAAAAUAAUUUAAAACUUUU